AGCCGCCAGCCAUCCUACGCCUGACAGGGUGAAACAGAAACAGACUCAACACGACGCCUCAUACUCCACCAUAGCCUUGAGAAAACAUAGUGCUCUAGUUUCUUUUUAUUUUGUCCUUGGGGGCAGGAUAGAGGAAUCUUCAGCAUUUUUACAAACUCAGUCCAUUGAUCGUCAACUGUAUAGCAUUCGCUGCCUCCAGGACAACACAAUCAUCCUCGACUGCCUCAUCUACGUCGCCUUGCUCAAGACCUUCGUUCCCUAAAGCUACUCAGUCUCGCCCUCCACCUCUGCAACAAAUCCCCGCCGCCACUGCUAUGACCGUUACCCAUAUGCCUGCCUCCGGGCUCCCAGCCGCUCCAGCUACCGGCUCUACCGAUACAGAGAUGUCCGCCAGCGUGGAUAACACGAAGCAGGUGAAAAAUCCAUAUUACAACUUUCCCAUAUCACGUAGCCAUAUUCGCUUGCUUCAACUAUUGCCGUCUGAAAAUGAGGACGCCGCAAUACGCUGUGAGCUCUUCUGCACCGCAUUGGACGCAAAAGGCACUCGUCCGUACGAGGCCUUAUCCUACGUGUGGGGCUCCGGCGCCGAGCCUUGUUCCAUCUUCAUAAACGGGUACGCCUUGGCCGUCGGAAAAAACCUUUACGCAGCGCUGUUACAUCUUCGAGAUCACUCCAUUGAACGAACUAUAUGGAUAGAUGCCAUUUGCAUCAAUCAAGAAGACCCAGAAGAAAAAGGACACCUAGUUCAAUCCUUGGCGAAGAUCUACGCUAAAGCAAGUCGCGUAAUUGUUUGGCUUGGAGAGGAGGCAGUCGGUAGCGACCAAGCGCUGGAAGAAAUACGCAUCGCAGCCGAGCGCGACCAAACGCUUGAAGAAAUACGCAUCGCAGCCGAGCUGUCUACAAGACGAUCAGACAAUAAAGCGGAAAUCCUUACACUGCUUCAACGACCGUGGUUUCAGCGCAUCUGGGUGCUUCAGGAAGUUGCCGCGGCUCGCCAUAUCCUAAUUAAGUGUGGUUCUGCUGAGAUUGACGGAUUUGCAUUCUGUUCAGGCUUAAAUGUAUUGAACCUGUUCAAUGAACUCCCCGCAGACUUGCGAGCUCGAAUCCUUUCGGUAACCUACCUUAUAAGGGGCGCAAUCUUCCGGCCCAAAUACGCGACCAGUCAGUUAGACAACUUUUCUCUUAACAUACGCCCUCUGGGUAAUCUGAUAGAGAUGUACCACACCCGCGAAGCUACGGAUCGUCGCGAUAAAGUAUAUGCCUUACUCGGUAUGAGCUCUGAUAAUCCAACCGCAGCAGGAUUAUUCGCCGACUACAAGAUUCAGUGGGCACAACUCUUCAACAAACUCAUCCACUUCCUCUUAUCUGAAUUGGUCUCUGUAGUAGGCCUUUCGGACGAUAAGGAGAUUGCCUGCAUUGAGGGCAAGGGCUGCAUUCUUGGCGAAGUGUCCUCGGUCAAGAGAAAUGCUACUUGGGAAGACGGACAAGAUGUGGCCAUUACUUGGAGUAAUGCCCCUAGCUAUAUUUGCGUGAAGGAAGCAUGGGGUUCUUGCUGGACCCUCCCGACCACGGUAAAAUCCGUCCAAAAAGGAGAUGUUAUCUGCCUUCUUCAAGGAGCGUCGAGCCCCACGAUCCUCAGGCCAUACAACGAUCAUUGGGCGGUUAUAAUGAUUGCAGUUUUCCCAGCAGGCGAUUCACAAAUCACCACCGGAGAUAUCAAGUGGUCAGAACUUUUACAAUCAAUAACAGUCUUUCCACACAAUUUUCUACUUAUCUGGGAUUGGGAUAUAAAUCCAGACAGGCAGCAAGAUAAAAACAACCAUGACUACUUUGCAAGCAUUCCAGUACCAAAGCAUUCAAAGACAGGGUUGGAAAGUUGUCUAAAUGUGGCGACUAGGAUACGGAAUGUCAGAUUGGCGUUACAAGAGGUGAAACAGUAUGGAGUUGCAGUGAAGAAUCUUCGGGAAGAAACGGCGGUUCUUGAGAGGGCAUUGAGGAGCAUGAGCAACCUAAAAAAGACUUGCUUAGGUCCCGAGGAUUCAGAAAAGGAAGAUGCAAAAGAAACAAUGAUAAAUCAACUUAUUGAGGACAAGGGCCAAUGGACGCUUCUAUGCUUGGCGGCAGGAAACGGGCAUGAGACGGUCGUAAAAUUACUUCUCGACACCGGCAAGGUCAACUUGCAUAGGGAGGAGCUACGAACGGCACGGUGGCUUGCGGAGCAAAAAGGCUAUAAAACGAUCGUUAAGAUGCUUCUCGAUCCUAACAAGGUCGAUGGAGAUAGGACAGAUAGAGAUGGAUUAACGGCGACGCUGUAUCAAGCGGCGAUAACUGGGCAUGAGGUAGUCGUUCAGCUGCUUCUCGAUACUGGCAAGGUUGAUGCAGGUGCUAAGGAUGAGAAUGGGUGGACAGCGCU
Molecule: messenger RNA, 2413 nt
Organism: Neurospora tetraspora
Lineage: Eukaryota; Fungi; Ascomycota; Sordariomycetes; Sordariales; Sordariaceae
Product: heterokaryon incompatibility protein-domain-containing protein
Exons: 3
Molecular function (GO): protein binding
Source: RefSeq, a predicted model, not a curated record